AUGCCGCCGCGCGCGGUGCUCCGCCGCCUUCUCCCCACCCACCUCCACCGCCCCGCCGCUCGCCACGCUCCGCGUCAGGCGCGUCCUCCGCCUUCAGCGACCGACGAGGGACCCCUUCCCGACCCGUAUGCGCUCCUCGUCCACGACCCCAUCGACCUGCUCUCCUCCCUGUGGCGCCGCGCGUUCGCGCACCCGCUCCCCUCCCCGUUCCCCAACCUCUCCGGCUACGCCUCCCGCCUCGACCUUUGGCUCCUCUCCUACCAGCGUGCCUGCGCCCAUGCCACGGGCACCUUCCCGCCACGCCACGCCGUCCCGCUCCCCACUCUUCACUCCCUCCUCCGCCUCCGCGCCGCCGCGCUCCGCCGCCACCCCGCCUUCCCCUGGGGCGCCUCCACGCACCUCCUCCUCCGUUCCCCCGUCGACAAGCCCUCCACCGUCCCGAUCUCCCGCCGCAAGCUCGAGGCCCGGUUCUCGGAUGCGCCGCCGCCGUUCCAGGACCGCGUCGUCCAGGAGCUCCUCCUUCUCCUCCUUGAACCAGUCUUCGAGCCGCGCUUCUCCCCUAAAUCUCAUGCCUUCCGCCCCGGCCGCGGGCCCCACAGCGCCAUCCGCUCUGUUCGGUCUCGCUUUGCCGCCUACCUCUGGUUCGUCUCCGCCGACCUCACGGCGGUGGUCGACGGGCUCUCGCCGGACACCAUCCUGUCAUGCGUCCAGAAGGCCGUCUCCGACCGUAAGGUGCUGUCAUUACUCAAGUCCGCGCUCAGCGCCCCUGUCCGACCUGGGUCUGUGCCGCCAAUGGAGAAGGACCUCGAUGGGCUGACCAAGAAGAGGCUGAAAAGGAAGGUGCUCAGGAAGAGCAGGAAGAAGAAGGUGCUUAACGAGAAUGAGCCGAAGCCUGACCCAUAUUGGUUGAGGAUGUUCUUUGGGUUUGCUCCAGAACAGGCAUGUCAUGUGCCGAAUUAUGGACAUUGUGGGAUAAUCAGUCCUUUGCUUGCCAAUGUGUGCCUUAACGAGUUGGAUUGGUGGAUGGAGGAGAAAAUUAACCAGUACUUUUGCCCAUCCAAGCAUGAUUCAAUUUGGAAGGAGGUGGGUGAUGAUGGGUGCCACAAUCCGGCUUGGCCUGAGUUCGUCCCAUCAGCUGGGAAGGAGAAGACAAGGAAGAUGGAUUUCCUUCGAUUUGGUUCCCAUGUCUUGAUUGGGAUCAGAGGGCCGAGGGAGGAUGCAGUUGAGAUAAGGAGACAACUGAUGGAAUUUUGUGAGAGAACAUUUGGUUUAAGGCCAGAGAAUUCGAUGGUGGAAAUUGAGCAUAUCACAAGAGGGAUUGAAUUCUUGGAUCAUGUGAUCACGCGCAGGGUCAUCUACCCAACCUUGCGAUAUACUGCCAGUGGAGGGAACAUUGUCAGCGAGAAGGGUGUCGGAACAUUGUUGUCUGUAACAGCGAGCCUGCAAAGGUGCAUAAGACAUUUCAGGAAGCUUGAGCUUGUAAAGGGGGACAGGGAUCCUGAGCCAUUGCCAUGCUCACCGAUGCUGUACUCUGGGCAGGCACACACUAAUUCCCAGAUGAACAAGUUUCUUGAGACAAUGGCUGAUUGGUACAGGUAUGCAGAUAACCGGAAGAAGAUUGUAGGGUUCUGUGCUUAUGUCAUAAGGAGCUCACUAGCAAAGCUCUACGCGGCAAGGUAUAGACUGAAGUCUCGAGCUAAGGUCUACAAGAUUGCUUCACGGGAUCUUAGCCGUCCUUUGAGAGAAAACACAAGGAAUGAUGCGCCAGAAUACUCUGAUCUUUUGAGGAUGGGACUAGUUGAUUUUAUUGAAGGUGUACAAUUUGCACGCAUGUCAUCGAUUCCAUCGUGUGACUACACACCUUUCCCUAGGAACUGGGUGCCACACCAUGAACUUAUAUUGCAAGAGUAUAUUAAGCUGCAAGAUCCAAAGUUCUUUCUUGAACUUCACAAGACUAUCAAGCGUCAGGAAAUAAGUUCACCACAGGAUGACAUAUCAAAGAUGGUGUGGUAUUAUAAAGUUCAUGGUGUUUAUGAUGACAAAAGAUCCUUAGUUGGCACCAAGGAAUUGAGAAAUGGUGAAGUUAUCAAUGGGAACAAGCAACUUCUAUUGGAUACAUAG
Miscanthus lutarioriparius is the source of this 2121-nucleotide messenger RNA. NCBI's taxonomy places the organism in Eukaryota, Viridiplantae, Streptophyta, Magnoliopsida, Poales, Poaceae. The record is from the annotation of a GenBank genome assembly.